Mus caroli (Ryukyu mouse) is the source of this 2380-nucleotide messenger RNA. NCBI's taxonomy places the organism in Eukaryota, Metazoa, Chordata, Mammalia, Rodentia, Muridae. The record is from RefSeq and is a predicted model, not a curated record.
UUUGUUUUCUUAUUUCAAGUGAAACCUUGUGAAUUUCCACAAUUCAAAUAUGGACAUCUGUAUUAUGAGGAGAGGCUGAGACCCAAUUUCCCAGUGUCUAUAGGACAAAGGUACAGCUAUAAGUGUGACAACGAGUUUUCACCACCUUCUGGGAGUUCCUGGGACUACCUUUAUUGCACAGCACAAGGGUGGAAGCCUGAAGUACCAUGCGUCAGGAAAUGUGUUUUCCAUUAUGUGGAGAAGGGACAGUCUUCAAACUGGGAAAAAAUAUAUGUGCAGGGUCAGUCUGUAAAAGUCCAGUGUUACAAUGGCUAUAGUCUUCAAAAUGGUCAAGACACAAUGACAUGUACAGAGAAUGGCUGGUCCCCUCCUCCCAAAUGCAUCCGUAUCAAGACAUGUUCAGAUUCAGAUACAGAAAUUGAGAAUGGGUUUUUUUCAGAAUCUGUUCAUACAUAUGCUCUAAAUAGAGUAACAUCCUAUAGAUGUAAGCAGGGAUAUGUGACAAAUACUGGAGAAACAUCAGGAUCAAUAACUUGCCUUCAGAAUGGAUGGUCACCUCAACCCUCAUGCAUUAAGUCUUGUGAACGGCCUGUAUUUGAGAAUUCUGUAACUAAGAAUACCAGGACAUGGUUUAAGCUCAAUGACAAAUUAGACUAUGAAUGUCGCGUUGGAUAUGAAAAUGAAUAUAAACAUACCAAAGGCUCUAUAACAUGUACUUAUUAUGGAUGGUCUAAUAAAACCUCAUGUUAUGAAAGAGAAUGCAGCAUUCCCACUCUAGACCCAAAACUAGUCGUUUCUCCCAAAAAAGAAAAAUACAGAGUUGGAGAUUUGUUGGAAUUCUCCUGCCGUUCAGGAUACAGAGUUGGGCCAGAUUCAGUGCAAUGCUACCACUUUGGAUGGUCUCCUAGUUUCCCUAUAUGUAAAGGUCAAGUAGCAUCAUGUGCACCACCUCUUGAAAUUCUUAAUGGGGAAAUUAAUGAAACAAAAAGACUUGAAUACAGCCAUGGUGAGGUGGUGGUAUAUAAUUGCAAACCUAGAUUCCUACUUAAGGGACCCAAUAAAAUCCAGUGUGUUGAUGGGAAGUGGACAACCUUGCCUGUAUGUGUUGAGGAGGAGAGAAUAUGUGGAGACAUUCCUCAACUUGAACAUGGCUCUGUCAAGUUUUUCGUCCCUCCCUACCACCAUGGAGAUUCAGUGGAGUUCACUUGUGNAGAAACCUUCACAAUGAUUGGACAUGGGUCAGUUUCUUGCAUUAGUGGAAAGUGGACCCAGCUUCCUCAAUGUGUUGCAACAGACCAACUGGAGAAGUGUAGAGUACUGAAGUCAACUGACAUAGAAGCAAUUAAACAAAAAAGGAAUGAAUUUAAGCAUAACUCCACCAUGAAUUACAAAUGUAGAAACAAGCAGGACUAUGAACACUCAAUCUGUAUCAAUGGAAAAUGGGAUCCUGAGCCAAACUGUAAAAGCAAAACAUCCUGCCCUCCUCCACCGCAGAUUCCAAAUACCCAAGUGAUUGAAACUACCGUGAAAUACUUGGAUGGAGAAAGAUUAUCUGUUCUUUGCCAAGACAAUUACCUAACUCAGGACUCAGAAGAAAUGGUGUGCAAAGAUGGAAGGUGGCAGUCAUUACCUCGCUGCAUUGAAAAAAUUCCAUGUUCCCAGCCCCCUACAAUAGAACAUGGAUCUAUUAAUUUAUCCAGAUCUUCAGAAGAAAGGAGAUAUUCAAUUGAGUCCAGGUGUCAUGAACAUGGAACUACAUUCAGCUAUGUCUGUGAUGAUGGUUUCAGGAUAUCUGAAGAAAAUGGGAUAACCUGCUACAUGGGAAAAUGGAGCACUCCACCUCGUUGUGUUGGACUUCCUUGUGGACCUCCACCUUCAAUUCCUCGUGGUACUGUUUCUCUUGAGCUAGAGAGUUACCAACAUGGGGAAGAGGUUACAUACCAUUGUUCUACAGGCUUUGGAACUGAUGGACCAGCAUUUAUUAAAUGUGAAGGAGGAAAGUGGUCUGACCCACCAGAAUGCAUAAAAACGGAUUGUAACGUUUUACCCACAAUUGAAAAUGCCAUAAUAACAGGGAAGAACAAAAAAUCAUAUAGGACAGGAGAACAAGUGACAUUCAAAUGUCAAUCUCCUUAUCAAAUGAAUGGCUCAGACACUGUGACAUGUGUUAAUAGCCGGUGGAUUGGACAGCCAGUAUGCAAAGAUAAUUCCUGUGUGGAUCCGCCACAUGUGCCAAAUGCUACUAUAGUAACAAGGACCAAGGAUAAAUAUCUACCUGGAGACAGAGUACGUUAUAAAUGUAAUAAACCUUUGGAACUAUUUGGGCAAGUGGAAGUGAUGUGUGAAAAUGGGAUAUGGACAGAAAAACCAAAGUGCCGAG